CUGCACCCGGGACGGGCGCGCCGUCUCGGCCAGGGCCCCCAACGGCAGCUCCAGGGCAGCCAUGCACUUCCCCUUCCUCAGCCUGCUGCCCUGCCCCCCGCGCGCCAGGGGCCCCAACAAGCGCUGCCAGGUGCGCAGCUGCCCCCGCUGCUACGCGGUGCUGCAGGACGUGUGGGCCACCUACUGUGCCUGCCGCAAUGAGCAGUGCAUCACCUCCGUGCAGAGCUUCCUGGGCAGGUACCACCAGGUCUUCGCCACAGCUGGGGAGGCCGAGGGCCCUCCCCGGCCCCCGAGCUCGGCCCAGCCAGGCCUGGCCUCUGGCUGCUACAUCUGCGGUGCCCAGCUGGGCCCCAACAAGGAGUUCCAAGUCAGCGUCAACCCUCCUCCGGGCCGCUUUGGCGAAAAGGACCCCUUUUUCCCCUUCCUCGUGGUGUAUCCGCCGGCCCCGCGGGCCAGGCCGGCCGAUGCCACGGGGACUGUGGCCACCUGCGUGCUGUGCUACCACGACCUCUUGGGCCAGUGGCUGCACCAUGAACGAGGCGGCGCCCAGCAUCCGAGCAGCGCCUGGUCUCGGCAGUACAAGGUGGACACCUUCGCUUGCUUCUUCUGCCGACAAGAGAAGAAACGGCGCCUUGGAUUAAAAGCAGUGCAAGUGGCCAGGCUGCCCGUCUUCUUGGGUUCCUUCCGGGGGCCGGGCAGUUUGCUGGUGGACGACGGCAAGCGGCUGACCAUUGGCGCUUGCCCCGAAUGUGCCGUGCUGGUGCUCGCAGGCAAAUCGGCUGUGGCCAGGGAUCUUUUUGCUCUGCCUGCAACCGCACCGCUCUCUCUCCAAAAGGUGUGUAGGCGAGCGGCAGAGUGUUAUCUGUACUAAAGGAAGCACAUAAGCGCACCACGUU
This is a messenger RNA of Python bivittatus (Burmese python), 896 nucleotides long. Lineage: Eukaryota; Metazoa; Chordata; Lepidosauria; Squamata; Pythonidae. The record is from RefSeq and is a predicted model, not a curated record.